Molecule: messenger RNA, 1661 nt
Organism: Misgurnus anguillicaudatus (oriental weatherfish)
Lineage: Eukaryota; Metazoa; Chordata; Actinopteri; Cypriniformes; Cobitidae
Source: RefSeq, a predicted model, not a curated record
AGCUCUUUAGUCCGCCGAUAAACCCACUAAAGAAAGAAAGAGCUCGCGUGUGAUGUGUUUGUGUAUCCUCCGUGUUUUUCUCUCUUGAGUGUUUUAAACAGAGUCUUGUCUCUGUGUAUUUUAGUGUUGAUGAUGGAUGUGAUGUGCUGUAAAUCAGGAACUGAUCAGGGCUUACAGGAUGAGGAAUCUACUGAUCAAACCUCCACAGAGUCUCUGGAUUCUGUCUGUAACGCUGGAGAACAGCAGCAGAUCCUGCAGACCAAACUCAAGAUUUGUUCAGUCAAACUCAUCGACUGCACGAACCUCAUGAUGAAGAUCAAAACUGAACCUACAGAAGAAAAAACUGAACCUACAGAAAUAAAAACUGAAUCUACAGAAAUAAAAACUGAACCUACAGAAGAAGAAUAUGAAGACAAUCAGGAUGGUCAUGAUUUUAUUCCUUCAGAUGUGAAGAGUGAAUUAUGUUUGGAUGGAGAAAUAACGUCCUCGACUCUUUCCUGCAUCACUGGUGUGGAGACAUUGAGCUCACAGAGACAUUUAGAGAGAAAACACACAGAACAUGAACCUCAUCUGAUGAAACACACCAGUGAAGAGAAACGCUUUAAGUGUUCACACUGUAAUGACAGUUUUGGUCAUAAAUCUGGUCUUAUAAUCCAUGAGAGAAUUCAUACUGGAGAGAAACUUCCUCACUGCAAUGUUUGUGGGAAGAGUUUUCAUCAACAUGAACAUUUAGUGUCACAUCAGAGAACUCAUACAGGUGAAAAACCUUACAAAUGCUCUCAGUGUGGGAAGUUGUUUGCUCAGCCAGGUUACUUAAAAAUCCAUCAGAGGGUUCAUACUGAAGAGAAACCUUACUUCUGCUCUCAGUGUGGAAAGAGCUUUUCUGAUCCAUCUCAAUUCCGAAUUCAUCAGAGAGUUCAUACUGGAGAGAAACCUCAUAUCUGCUCGAUCUGUGGAAAGAGAUUUGUUUAUUUUAGAAGUCUUCACAAUCAUCAGAGGAAAAAACAUUUCUAUAAAUGAUGAAAAAUCAAAGGUUGUUUUUACCACUGUAUUGAAUUUUCACUAUUUUGCCAGACAAAUAAACAGGUCAACCAAUGAGAUCUGAACAUUACGUCACAUUCCCGGAUGGCUGAUUCUUGCCAUACUUCCAUUGCCAAAAUGUACGCGCAUAUGUUGCCACGUCAUCGUUGUAUAUAAACAGUAAAAAGGGUCUAUUGACAGCACAUGUAAACACAUCAUUGAAACAAGUCAAUUUGAGUUAUUUGUAUAGGGCUUUUCACAGUUGUUCAUUGUUGAUUAUUGUGUUUCUCUCCUUACAAUCUCUCUCUCUCCCCCUCACAUUACUCAUCUUGUUUUAAAUCUCCUCACAAUCUCUCUCUCUCAAGUGUGAAACCAUACAUAUUUGGUAUUGUUGUAAUGGUCUCAUGUGUCUGGUAAAAGGGUCUCAUUCCUUUAAGUAAUAAAUAAAUAAACACCAUUCUGUAAAGCUACGGGUAUUUAGAGGAAGGUGGCAGAGAAUUCUAGGAAUCUGUAGACUGAUUUUCUGCAUGAUUGCUGUGUAGACAUUUCUUAUGAUUCAUUAAUGUGUUCAAUUAGUUGAAUUUUUAUUUUAAUUAUCAUGUUGCUUACCUGGCUAAUAAAUUAUGUUAUGCAUGGAUUUA